This is a messenger RNA of Trichosurus vulpecula (common brushtail), 1797 nucleotides long. RefSeq names its product non-structural maintenance of chromosomes element 3 homolog. The record is from RefSeq and is a predicted model, not a curated record. Gene Ontology annotation, cellular component: nucleus. The coding region runs from base 409 to 1401 and encodes 330 amino acids. NCBI's taxonomy places the organism in Eukaryota, Metazoa, Chordata, Mammalia, Diprotodontia, Phalangeridae. The transcript has a single exon.
AGGAAGCCUCGCUGUGGCCUUGGCCCGGGCGGGGGAGGGGCAAGCGAGGGGGCGCGCAUCCAGCCUCGUUCUCGUUUUUGUUACUUUUUUUUUUUGCCGCUGCCGCGCCGCCCAGCCCCGCCCCCACCGCACUUGGCCUCGGAGUCUUCUCCUCGAGCCCCCUCCUCACCUCACGCAAAAGCGCCGGGGCGUGCACGUUCCCGGGCCUUGCGUGGGCGCGCUGCCAGUCAGGGUCUGACUGAGACGGGCAGAGCAGCGUCGGUCCGUUCGUCGGUCCGUCCGAGGCUUUCGUGAGGGGGGUAGUGGGGGUGUUGGCGUGAAGGAGCCAGCCGCCCGGAGCGAUCUGGCUGCACCGGUACCGAAGGAGACUUUUUCAGGCCCCUAGGUUCGUUCCGAGCGGGGAUCGGUAUGUCACAGAAAAAGACAGGCCGAGGCCUUCCCCGCGCUGGCGGCGGCGGCGACGAUGGCGGCGCUAGCUCCGGCGGCCCGAGCGGCAGCCGCGACGAGAGCGACGGCCCCAGCACCAGCGGCGGCGGCCUCGGUUUCAGCCAGGCCCAGGUACAGGCCCUGGCCCAGGCCUUGGCUCAGGCGGGCCCCUCGCAGGUAGACGAUGACGUCAUGGAGGAGGCGGGGUGUGAGGAGCCCGGGCCCACGGCGACCCCACCGAUGCCCUCCACAUCGUCGUCGUCGUCCUCUUCCUCCUCCCAGGCCCAGAAAAAGCCGGCCAAGCGCACCGAGGCCCAGAUCCAACAGAAGGUGAACGAGCUGGUGCAGUUCCUGCUGGUGAAGGACCAGAAGAAAGUGCCCAUCCGCCGGGCCGACAUGGUGAAGACCAUCCUGCAAGACUACAAAGACCUGGCCUCCGUCAUCAUCGAGCGCGCGGGCCAGACGCUGGAGGAGGUCUUCGGGCUGCAGCUCAAGGAGAUAGACCAGAAGCACCAUACUUACAUCAUCAUCAACAAGCUGGAACGCCUGGAGGGGGAUGGCAUGAGGAACGACCAAAGCGUGGCCAAGAUGGGCCUUCUCAUGGUGAUCCUGAGCCUCAUCUUCAUGAAGGGCAACUCGGCCCGGGAGUCCCUGGUCUGGGAUGUGCUCAAGAAGCUCCGUGUUGAUCCAGAGAAAAGGCACAACACCUUCGGGGACGUGAAGAAGCUGGUCAAGGAUGAGUUUGUUCGCCAGAAAUAUUUGGAGUACAACCGAGUCCCCCAUACCGACCCCCCCGAGCAUGAGUUCCUAUGGGGACCCAGAGCUGCCCACGAGACGAGCAAGAUGCAAGUACUUCGCUUUGUGGCAAAGAUUCAGAAUCGGGAGCCUUCGAGCUGGGUGUCCCAGUAUAACGAGGCCCUCCAAGAUGAAAUGGCAUCAGCUUCUGCAUCUGGCUCUGCUUUAUCUGGCAACUAAACCACCUGGGCCCAGUUUCAGGUACCAGCCAGCAUUUUCCAGGCUGGUAUCAAGAAAGCAGAAAUUCCAUAAGUUUUGAUAGCAUAUUUGCAUGUGAACCACAGGCUGAGACCCUUUUACCCUCCACGGUCCAACAUGAUUCAACAUUUUUCCUCCUCUCUGUACUUGAUUCAAUGACUUUGUGGACAAACCUUCCUGAAUUGAACCACUACAUCCUUUUCCCAGAUUGGCUAAAGACUUUCCAAUACCAACCCAUUGCUUCAAGGACCUGUCCUCCCUUAGGCCUGGGUGAGCUUCCGUAGCCUUGAACCCAUCCAUGGACAGGACUACUAAACUAUAUCAUAUAUAUGCCAAGCCUGUGUUUCCAGUUCAGUUAAUAAAUUUCAUCUGCAUUCA